Babesia bigemina is the source of this 1425-nucleotide messenger RNA. RefSeq lists its product as hypothetical. The transcript has 3 exons. The record is from RefSeq and is a predicted model, not a curated record. The coding region runs from base 1 to 1425 and encodes 474 amino acids. NCBI's taxonomy places the organism in Eukaryota, Apicomplexa, Aconoidasida, Piroplasmida, Babesiidae.
AUGUCGUCUUUUGCUAUCGUAUAUGCGCGCUAUGCCGCUGCUCUCUCUCGUUAUAAUUGUCCAUCUGCAGUAAAACAUUUUGGAACCGGAAGCUUUCUUCAGUCGAGACUGAAGACAAUCAGGGAACGAGCCAUAGAGCAACAAAUCGACUGGAUAAAAUCUGCACACGUUUUGAAUUCUACUACUCAGAAUUCGGGUUGCUCACCUAGAGUCCAUUCGUUGACGAGAAGCCGGCAAGUUUGUAAUGUACAGGGUACACCUGAUGACACUGCUGCGGUCGCCGAAACGUCGCUAAAGCCUCUAACUGGCCUCUUCUCUGGCGUUCUAGAAAAACUGGAACUCGGGGGAUUUGGAACUAUUUCCGCGGAACAUGAUGAUAUUCUCAAUAUAAACGCAGACUGUAUCCUGGUACCCGUCCCGCCGAACCUCACCCCUUACAGCGGUUUUGGUAUGUGCAUUAUGGCUGCAAUCCCUCAAAACAAUAUUAUAGGACUUAACGUGCUAGAGCGUGGGGGUAAAAAGCUUAUAGAAGCCCUCGUAAAACGGGCUAAGGUAGUCGUAGCAGAGCGUCUAAAAGCCCUUGACGCUGUGCGAAGCCAAUUCGAGACAUCUCAGAAAUUUGAAGAAGCCGUGGCAGUUGCCAAAACCUUAAAUAUAGGUGAUGUUAUUUUGACUCCGCCAUUUGGCACAACCAAGGCAACCAUAAUUGGGUUUGUUAUUACGCCCUUCUUCUGGGGUAUGCAUCUGCCGGUAGUAAAUCAUAUUUCGUCAGAGAACAGCACGAGGGACGCUACACUCAAACUGAGAUUUGCUUUCAAAACGGCUUUGGAACACAUCAACCGCAUGCAUAUCCAGACUAUCGUGUGCCCUACUCUUACUGAUGCAUUGAGCGGUUACGAGCCGCGGAACGCAGCGGUUGCUAUGAUAGAAGAGGCAUACGAUGUAAUGACACAAGUGGAUGCUAUUAAACCAUUGUAUGGCAUAAAUUGCUUACGAUUGGUACAUCGAAGCCUUCCUGAAGCACGUCAGAUAGCCAAUGCAAUAGUUGCUGUUGCGCACACAAGACGACCGGAAUAUAAGUUCGAUGAAUCCGUGCUCAAGUUCUGUAGCAAGCCCCGCAAAAUUACGUACAAAAGCCAUAAAGUGGUGCGAAAUAGCAAGCGAAUUCAUUGGCUACGUAACAUUAAACCGUUCCUAUGGCGGAAUGGUCUAAUAAAUGUGCCACCCCCUCUUCUCGUACACAAGGCCACCGGGCAGAUGGCUAUGAACCAACUCCGACCGGUUCCGUUCUACAAAGACAGAGUUACACAUGUGCUAUUUCCUUUGAUGAGGAGUUCUUAUAAAAGGCUUAAGAUGGGUAGCAGUGGCCAUUGGCUAGGUACAGCAAAACAGGAGCCCGUCUAUACGCAAUCAAGGGCUCUAUGA